Messenger RNA from Fusarium venenatum, 696 nucleotides. RefSeq names its product Alpha/Beta hydrolase protein. The record is from RefSeq and is a predicted model, not a curated record. Gene Ontology annotation, molecular function: serine-type peptidase activity; lipase activity. NCBI's taxonomy places the organism in Eukaryota, Fungi, Ascomycota, Sordariomycetes, Hypocreales, Nectriaceae. Gene Ontology annotation, biological process: proteolysis.
AUGAAGCUCGACCCCUCACAACUUACUGCUUUCCUGGCAGCCAACUCAACUGGUGUCGGUGUUCUAGUAUGUCCUGGCGGUGGCUACAGCAUGAUGGCUCGAGGCCACGAAGGACACGACCCUGCCCGAUAUCUCAACACUCUUGGUAUUGACGCCUGGGUUCUUGAAUACACAACAGCCUCCAACAUGACCCCACCAUUAUAUCCAAAGCCAAUGGACGAAGCCCUCGGUGCAUUGGAUCUCAUUCGACAAGAGGCUCCUGAUCUGAAGAAACUCGGCAUCUGGGGCUUCUCAGCCGGAGGUCACCUUGCAGGUACAACACUUACAAAUCCUCAGACCAAUCUCGAUUUUGGUAUCUUGGGUUAUCCUGUCAUUACUCUUGAGGACGAUUACACCCAUGAAAACUCGCGAUACAACCUUCUCGGAAACAAUCCUACCAAACAGCAAAUUGAUGAACUCUCGGUGCAGAAGAGAGUUUCUGACAAGACACCCCCGACUUUCCUAUUCCACACCUCAAACGAUGGUCUCGUUCCGGUGCAGAAUACGUAUCUUUAUGCAGAGGCUAUGGCGAAGCAUGGAAGAUUGACUCAUGUGGUGGUGCUUCCUGAUGGGCCUCAUGGAAUCGGCUUAGCGCAGAAUGACCCUGUUCGAAACUGGACGCCAGAGCUGAAGCGAUUCCUUACAUAUUCCAUCUAG